Sorghum bicolor (sorghum) is the source of this 3226-nucleotide messenger RNA. RefSeq lists its product as uncharacterized. Gene Ontology annotation, molecular function: phosphatidylinositol phosphate binding. Bases 1311 to 2978 code for a protein of 555 amino acids. Gene Ontology annotation, cellular component: intracellular membrane-bounded organelle. The record is from RefSeq and is a predicted model, not a curated record. Lineage: Eukaryota; Viridiplantae; Streptophyta; Magnoliopsida; Poales; Poaceae. The transcript is spliced from 5 exons.
CAUUAAAAAUGUGAAUUUGAGCGGUGCAGGUGUCAUUUCUCUUGUCCUGACGUGGUCAGCUAGGUUUGGGCUGAUGACUAGAAACAUUUGCAAAUGUAGUCGGAUACGGUUGGUACGGAUUUUAGAUGUCUUGAGUGUUUUGGCUCCCAAAUUUUGUUUGUCUUACCUUGCAAAAAUGUUCUGCUCAGCCAGGGAAACAAAAUAUGUCCACUAAAUUAGGGGGAAAAAAGUUGGUGAGAGCUUCUGGGUUUAUCGCCUAUUCUGAUACCUGAUAUGAAAUUUUUAUUAAAAAAAAUUGCAAAUUUACAGCAACAAUAGUUUUCUGCUUAUUCGUUACCUGACCACAUUUCAAUUUAGCUAGCCUUAGUUAAUUCAAGAGAGGUGCUUCAAUGAUAUCCCAAUAAACAAGCACAAGGGUACUGAUUGGUCUGUAUCAAAUCUCCACUCGUGCAUCUUUGGGCUUUUAUACUAAAAAUAUAUUGAUUUGGUGCUCCUUUACUUGAUUGGAUUGUAAGCCUGUAAGGGCAGUCCCAAUGCCUGGUUUCUUGGGGUAUUUUCCAAGAACAAUAAAUUAGUAUAGACCUAACUCCUCUCAAUGGUUAGUUUCCUGUAACAGUUUCUACAGAAAAUUACAUUUAAGAAACAUGUGUAUGUAUUAAAAACUGAGAACAAUCAGCAGUGACAAACAUCUAUGUAGAAAUCCAUGUUGCACUGUGCCUGCGACAAGGGCCGUGACCCGUGAGAGCUGUGGCAAGCAUAUGCAUGUAUAUUAACAUGGCCAUCAUUUAGAAUGGUAGCAGGUCAACAGGUCGUUGGCCGUGAGAGCGGAGUAAUCUCUAGAGGCACCGAGCCACCGAGCGAUGCUCAUGGUCCUCCGGGGCUCCUCGUCGGAGCUCAUCUUCACAUCCCGCGCACGGUGCAUGGCCCAGCACAACACCGGCAGCCGUGGCGGUAUGGCCUGGUCAGCGAUGAUCUCUGGCUUCGCUAGGAAAGCACAUGAGGAUGCCAUGGCGGCGAUGAUCUCUGGCUUCACAUCCCCUGUGCUAUUUCAAGAGGACGCUGUGGCCUGGUCGACGAUGAUCUGUGCGGGGGAGGAGCGAAGCCGGAGAGCGCGUGGGAGAAGGGAACCAGAGCGCGCGAGCCAGAGAAACCGGCGGCGGCGCAAGGGAUCCCGGGAAAAGAAGGAAGAAACGAGCAGAGUCUUCCCAACGCCGAUUCCCUCGUUUCGUAGCGCAUCGAUUCACGAGAAGACUCGAUUUCCUCUCUAAGAAACGGCGCAUGAAUUUGGUGACAAUGAUUUAUUUGAUGAUAUGGUCCAAGAGAUGGAACAGAUUCUUCUCAAUUCAGGGGAGCCACAUGAAAAUGGAUCUUUUAUGGAUAAUCGCAGGAGUAAUGCUCGCCAGGCUCACCAUUUCAGAGAUGGCAGCACUACUGCCUCUACUUCUGGUACAGAUGACGCCUAUGUAUGUCCUGUUCCUCAGUAUUCUUCAAGAAUUGAUUGGGUGGAGGUUGUGGGGGCAAAGCAAAGAACUGGAGAUGUUUCUUUCGGUGAACGGAUGGUUGGUGUCAAAGAGUACACUGUUUAUUUGUUAAAAGUAAGGAGCGGUGAAGACGAAUGGGAAAUUGAGCGGCGAUACCGUGAAUUUUACGCGCUUUAUCGGCAACUUAAGGACUUCUUUUAUGAGAGAGGUUUGAGUCUUCCCACUGCAUGGGAAAAUGUUGAAAGAGAGUCAAAUAAAAUAUUUGGGAAUGCAUCACCAGAUGUUGUCAAUGAGAGAAGUGCCCUCAUUCAAGACUGUUUGCGUUCUUUACUAGUCUCAAGUUAUCCAUUUGGAACUCCCACCCCUCUGGUUAUUUUUUUGUCACCAGGAAGGCCUGGAUAUGAAUAUAGUUUUUUGAAAACUCUCAUUCCACGAUCUUUGCAAAGGCGAAGCAGUGAUUUAAAGUCCAAAGAUUCAGAUUGCAAUGGAGGUCCACAUGAUGAUUCUACCUCAAUGGGCAAGACAAUAUCACUUAUUGUGGAGGAUAGGCCUCAGAAGUCGACCAGACAGUUGUUGGAGUUACAGCAUUACAACUGUGCGGGGUGCCAUAGGCAUUUGGAUGCUGGUCGAACAUUGCUGCAAGAACUUGCACAGACUAUUGGAUGGAACAAACCUCGGUUUUGUUCUUACACUGGACAAUUGUUUUGUGCUUCUUGUCACACAAAUGACACUGCAGUUCUUCCAGCAAGAGUUCUACACCACUGGGAUUUUUCACUGUAUCCAAUUUCCCAGUUAGCAAAAGCAUAUUUAGACUCCAUCUAUGACCAGCCCAUGCUCUGUGUAAGUGCAGUCAAUCCUUUCCUAUUCUCAAAAGUACCAGCUCUGCUCAACAUCAUGAGUGUCCGGAAGAAAAUAGCAGCUAUGCUUCCUUGUGUCCAAUGUCCUUUCCGGAAUUCCAUACUUAAAGGACUAGGAGUUCGAAGAUACCUUCUUGAUGGGAAUGACUUCUUUGCGCUUCGUGACCUCGUUGAUCUCUCAAAAGGAGCUUUUGCAGCACUUCCAGUUAAGGUGCAGACCAUAUCAAACAGGAUACUUGAGCACAUCACGGAGCAAUGCCUUGUGUGCUACGACAGCGGCGUACCUUGUGCUGCUAGACAAGCUUGUGAUGACCCGCUGUCCCUUAUAUUCCCAUUUCAGGAGGAUGAAGCUACAAAGUGUAGUUUGUGUAUGUCAAUCUUCCACAAGCAAUGCUUUAGAAAGAUCAGUGUUUGCCCUUGUGGUAAGGCUUCUAAUGGCAGGAAGAUCGUGGCGCUUGAGCAAGCUGUACAUGAUGGCACGGGCAUGCCAUCAACGGAGUCUCUUCAGCCUCCACGUUUCUCUUCAUCUUCUGGGUUUUUCUCUGAUAUUCUCUCCAAAGCAAGGCCAGAUAAGCUUUGGAGGGCGAGAAAUAGCAGUCCUGUGAUCCUUAUGGGUUCUUUGCCAGAUAUGUCUAUAUGAGCUGAGUUGUAUUUUUCUGCUCCAUUGAUUGUGAUUUUGCCCCCAACAAGCCCAUACUGUACAGUAGAGAGGAGGUUCCUCCUAGUUUUGAAUGAAUGAAUGUAAUAAAAUGCAAUGUAAUCCUGCAGUGUUAUUACUUGCAGUAUGCCAUACUGAUACAGAAACGUCCUCCAAACAAACAAAAAUUACAUGAGGUGCGCGUGUAGAUUUAUUUUUUUCUUGAACAAUGAAGGAGUUGUGUCAUUUCA